ACGAACCUGGGCCGGAGGUCCCGCUGCCUGUGCAGCAGUUGCAGCAGCUCCCUCCCCUAGCGCUUCCUUACUCCUUUAAGAAGCACAUUGCUCCACCGUGGGAUGGUAUGUGAAGCUACAGAGGAAGUUACGCAGCCCAGAUCAUGCCGUGUGAGUUAAAGGCUGCGUUUGUUAUUGAAAGGGAUGGCUGGAGGAUUUAGCCCUCAGUAUUAAGCUGGAGAGGCAGGGAGCAGAGAUUUGCUAAAGCCCUUCUGCCAUCUGCUUCCGAGUUGCACAGUGCCGGUAAUUGAUGAUUCUGCCCGGGAGAGGAACUAGCAGAAAAUCAUCACUUAAAGAGAAGAAGAAAAGAGCUGGAAAGGGGGAGAAAAGUUUUCUUGAUUCUAUCAUUCUCUUCCGCAAUUUAAUGGGGACUUAAGUGCCCCCUCCCGUUGGUUAUCGCAUCUUACAGAUUGCUGGGCAGCGGAAUUCAUCUGGAUCAUUAAAGGAGGAAAUCCCAAACUCAGAGAAAGCUGGGAACCAGAGCAGAAGCAGGGAGGAGGCUGUGGAUAGCAGGUUCCAGGAGCUGAGCCCUACAUAUUCUGGUAUUGUAGGCCAAGAACAUACGUGUGCCUCUCUUCAUUGCUCAUAGAUACCAACACACAAGUAAAAUGUGAUAAGGACCUGCCCUUUGAAUAUCUCAAAUUUAACCACCCUCUGUGGGACUUAUACUUCUGGAAAUCGAGUCUAAACAGGAACUUUUCAGUGACAUUUGACAUUAUGAUCCAGUUUAUAUGUUUUUCAAGGGACAACUUAAAGAUUUAUGUUCAACAUGACUAGACUUCCCAGUUGCCUUUCUAACUGCUUCAGCCUCCUCAGGAUCAUCUGACAGCCAGUUGUAAAUGAUUCAAUGUACUGCUAAAGGGAACAAGAAAAUUUGAAAAUAUUCUCACAUUUCUAGGAGUGCCCUGUGCAGACAUAGACUGUCCAAGAAAUAAUCUUGCCAAAUGUUUUUAUCUUCUUUCACAACGGACAAACUAAAUUGUUCCUAUACUUGUAGAUGAGGCCUUUCCAUGCUGAUCCUGGCAUUAGGACCUAAGCCCCCCGAAGCUUCCCCUCCAUGGCACAUAGCCUUCUCCUCUUCUGGAGGAACUUGGUUUUGGCACCAGCUACCAUGUUGCACGUGGCUGCUAUUCUCCUACAUUGCCUCCCUCUGGCAUUGGGACAGUAUGACAUCUGCAAAUCCUGGGUGACAUCAGACGAGGGUCCGUCAUGGGAGUUUUAUGCUUGUCAACCAAAGCCCAUGAUUAUGAAAGAGUACACAAUGGUUAAAGUAGACCCCCCUGGAAUAACAUGUGGAGAUCCCCCUGAGCGGUUCUGUACACACGAAAACCCAUACCUCUGUAGCGAUGAAUGUGAUGCUUCCAAUUCAGACCUGGCACAUCCUCCAAGCCUGAUGUUUGAUAAGGAAGAAGAAGGUCUGGCAACAUACUGGCAAAGUGUCACAUGGAGGCGGUAUCCUGAGCCGCUAGUGGCUAAUAUCACAUUGUCAUGGAACAAGAGCAUUGAGCUAACUGAUGACAUUGUGGUGACUUUUGAAUAUGGACGCCCUACGGCUAUGAUGUUGGAGAAGUCAUUAGACUAUGGGAGGACUUGGCAUCCAUAUCAGUAUUAUGCAGAUGACUGUAUGGAAGCAUUUGGCAUGCCGUCUAGGAAAGUCAGGGACCUGACGGCUUCUAAUGCCAACCGUGUGGUGUGCACUGAAGAAUACUCCCGCUGGGCGGGUUCCAAGAAAGAAAAGAAUGUUCGCUUUGAGGUUCGAGAUCGCUUUUCCAUCUUUGCUGGGCCAGACCUCCGAAAGAUGGAGAACUUGUACACACGCAUGGAAAGUGCUAAGGGGUUAAAGGACUUCUUCACCCUCACUGACCUACGACUCCGUCUUCUACGCCCAGCUCUUGGGGGAACCUACGUGCAACGGGAAAACUUAUAUAAGUAUUUUUAUGCCAUCUCCAACUUUGAAGUGAUUGCCAGGUGUAAAUGCAACCUACAUGCAAAUGCGUGUAACUUCCGGGAUGGAGCCUUGCAGUGUGAGUGCGAACACAAUACUACAGGACAGGACUGUGGGAGAUGUAAAAAGAACUUCCGCAGCAAGUCUUGGCGUUCUGGUUCCUACACCCCGACACCCAACGGAUCACCAAAUGCAUGUGCUGCGGCUGGUUCCGCCUUUGGCAUAUCUGAAAAACCAAGAGCAGAGACCACUGCUAGCACGACCAGGCUAGUGCUAACAUCUGAUUCAGUCACCUUCCCUGAGACACUUGUUUCCAUCUCUUUGAAAGCAAUGGAUCCCAUAAUUGAAACUACAGCUCUACCUGUUGUCCCGGAGUACACCGAAAAUAAAAGAGACUUUCAGCCCCAUCAAAGCAGCUUCUCUGUUGUGGCCCCUUUACAGGCGGUAUCCACUUACCCUGAGCACUUCACUGCUCAUACAGAAGUUAUCCAGAUAUCACUGACUCCUCCAAUGCUGGAUCAAAAGCCCAAGUUACCCGAAAAAAUCCAAGCUGAACCUCCUGUACAGAGAGAAUUGACUGUGACACCAGCUUCAGACAAGAAGCAGACCAAGACAGCUUCAUCUCCUGUAAAUAGACAAUUGCCUGUCACUCCAGCUUUGAGCAAGAAGCAGAUAAAGACAGUUGCCCCUCCUCUAAGUAAAGAAUUGCCUCUCCCACCAACCUCUGGCAAGAAGCACACCAAGACAGCUCCACCAAAGAGCUCCAGUCCCCUGGAACACUCUGCUGUCAAAGUCAGUGAAACCCUGGGCAAGAGUGUAAAAGAUUGUGAGUGUUAUGGGCAUUCCAACCGCUGCAGUUACAUCGACUUCCUGAAUGUGGUGACUUGCGUCAGCUGCAAACACAGCACCCGCGGUCAGCAUUGCCAGCACUGUCGGCUAGGGUACUAUCGCAAUAUCUCAGCUGAGCUAGACGAUGAGAAUGUCUGCAUAGAAUGUAACUGUAACCAGCUGGGCUCUCUGCAUGACCGGUGCAAUGAAACGGGCUACUGUGAGUGCAGGAAAGGAUCUAUCAGCCCUAAGUGUGACGACUGCCUGCCGGGAUACCACUGGAGGCAAGGCUGCCAACCCAAUGUUUGCGACGACGAACUCCUGAUUUGCCAGAACGGCGGUACCUGCCACCAAGGACAGCGAUGUAUAUGUCCAGUUGGCUUUAAAGGAGCCUUGUGCCAGGAUGUCAAAUGUGAUUCCAGCCACAGGAACUGUGACUCUGCCUCUGGAGCUUUGGCCAGCUCUUUUUUCUUCCUUGUUUUCACUCUGACGCUAAGCGUGGUGGACAUAUAAAUCCCUCAAAAUGUGCUUGGCUGAGAACACUGCAGGAGGUGUGUCAACAUGUCAGGCACGCCCCUAUUAUGGAGAACAACAGAAAAAGGGGCGGUGUUUGAUAGUAACUCAGCUUCUGCAGUGCCUUAUUGCCUUUUCACUUGAGACAUAUUAAAGCUUUCAUAAGCCCACUGAUGUCUUUGAAGACCAUGUGCAGAAGAUGCAAUUAUAAUGGUCUAUGGUGAACAAUUGGCCCUUCCCAUGAGAAUGGCAGUAUGGCCAUCUAAUCUGGGACUGGCUUGGGGAAAAUCUCUAACCACUCUUUUGGGCUCUUGCCAGAUGGCAAUAGAUGUGUUCACCAGUUUGAUCAGUACUGAAUUUAGAAAGGUGGUUGUCACUUUAAUUUCUUCCUAUAGUAAACACCUGCUUGGAGGGGGGGGGGUAUUAUCACUAAAGAACACAGAGAAUGUUGACACUUUUUCAUUUUAAGAAGAAAGGGGUCACCGAUAUAUUUCAAAAGAGGACACUUAACUUCACCUUAUUGAAACUGGACCCCGUGCCAAAAAAACAUAAAAACCCCUAAGGACGUUCAAAUAGAUAGAUUUAUAAGAUACAAAGAUUUCUACUCCAGAAUUCUGACCACAUAAUGACAGAAGGCGUAUGAAUCUGAUUUUUUGGCUCUGACUGUUUGCGGUUUCCUUGUGUAAAGAAAAUUAGCCGCCUGUUCAAACUGACACAAUUCCAGCUUUUAUUUAAGAGCUUUUUUUUUGGAAUAUACAGUCCCACUAAAAAAUAUACAGUUUCAGUGUUUUUUCUGUCAUGAAGAUUGUGUCACCCCUUCAACGACUCAUUUUCUUGGUACCGAAAUAUGAAGGACUGAUGAAGACUUUUGAAAUGCAGGAAUACAAAUGUUGACAAAUCAUUUCACUGUGACAACGUGAUUAAUUGUUUUGCGGUCAAACUAAGGCAGUUUGAAUGCUACUAUGGGACUAUUUCAAACUGAAAUCACUUUAAAGGAAUACUGUCAUGGAAAAACAUGCUUUUUUUUAAAAAAAAAAUGCAUCAGUUGUGCUCCAGCAGACUUAUGCACUGAAAUUUGUUUUCAAAAGAGCAACAACAAAUUAUUUUAUAUUUAAUUAUGAAAUCUGACCUUAGGCUAGACAUAUUGUCAGUUUCCUAGGUGCCCCCAGUCAUGUGACUUGUGCUCUGAUAAACCUUAGUUACUCUUUUUUCUGCUGUGAUAUCAAUCUCCUCUCUUCCCCCCCCCCCGCAUUAGACCAAUAGCAGAACAAUGGGAAGGUAACCAGAUAACAGAUCCCUGGUAGAUCUAAGAACAGCACUCAAUAGUAAAAAUCCA
This is a messenger RNA of Xenopus laevis (African clawed frog), 4661 nucleotides long. RefSeq names its product netrin G2 S homeolog (gene ntng2.S). Bases 1097 to 3325 code for a protein of 742 amino acids. The transcript is spliced from 16 exons. NCBI's taxonomy places the organism in Eukaryota, Metazoa, Chordata, Amphibia, Anura, Pipidae. Gene Ontology annotation, cellular component: plasma membrane. The record is from RefSeq and is a predicted model, not a curated record. Gene Ontology annotation, biological process: animal organ morphogenesis; axonogenesis; tissue development.